UGGAAGUACACAAUCCAUCCGUAGCUAGAGCAGGACGAAAGAGUGGAGUUUUGCUGAACAUUUUAUUAUAAAAACUCCCAAGGAUAUGGGUUCGUGUUUUGAUUUGUUGAGUUAUUUCUCACAUUGUAGUCAUUUUUCGUAGCAGGAUCUUGUGUUAAAAUGGCAACAUGACGUGUUUGUAUCUGAGUGGAGAUAGCCGUAGCUUUCCCAUUGAGCGACAGAGGAGGCGACGUCACGUUAGCUAGUUCGGUGACCUGUCAGACUAAGAAGGAGCAGCAACUAAAACGAAUGUAAACAUGUCGCCGUCGCCUUUCUUCCCGCUGGCGAUCAAUUGCUUCAUGUCAGCACUCGGCUGUUUGGCCACGCUGAAACUGAUUCCCGCUUUCAAAGACCAUUUCAUCGCGGCCAGAUUGUACGGGAUGGACCUAAAUAAAGUGACCAAAAAUCAAGUUCCAGAAUCUCAGGGUGUCAUCAGUGGGACGGUCUUCCUCAUCAUCCUCUUCUUCUUCAUCCCAGUGCCUUUCCUCAGCUGCUUUGUAGGAGAUCAGUGCAAUGGCUUCCCACAUGAUGAGUUUGUGCAGCUAAUAGGCGCGUUGCUCGCCAUCUGUUGCAUGAUCUUCCUGGGCUUUGCUGAUGAUGUGCUCAAUCUGCGUUGGAGACACAAGCUCCUGCUUCCUACCAUGGCCUCCCUUCCACUGCUCAUGGUGUAUUUCACCAACUUUGGCAACACAGUUAUUGUGGUGCCCAAACCGUUCAGGGCACUACUCGGGCUGCAUCUGGAUCUAGGUAUUCUCUACUACGUCUACAUGGGCAUGCUGGCAGUAUUCUGCACCAACGCCAUUAAUAUCCUGGCUGGCAUUAAUGGCAUUGAGUCAGGUCAAGCUCUGUUUAUCUCUGGCUCCAUAGUCGUCUUCAACCUGCUGGAGCUCGGCGGUGACUACCACGAUGACCAUGUUUUCUCACUGUACUUCAUGAUACCGUUCUUCUUCACCACAUUAGCACUUUUUUACCACAACUGGUAUCCCUCAUCUGUGUUUGUGGGAGACACUUUCUGCUACUUUGCAGGAAUGACUUUUGCCGUUGUCGGCAUCCUGGGACACUUUAGCAAAACAAUGCUUUUGUUCUUUCUUCCUCAAGUGGUUAACUUCAUCUAUUCAUUGCCUCAGCUUUUCCAUAUUGUCCCCUGUCCCAGACACAGACUACCCAGGUUGAAUCCUGAAACAGGAAAACUGGGAAUGAGCUACUCUAAAUUCAAAAGAAAGGACCUUUCCAAACUUGGAAAUCUCAUUCUGCAGGUUGCAGAGCUAUUGAAGCUUCUUGAGGUGCGCAGAGGCCAAGAGGGAGCUGAUGAAUUCAUCGAGUGUAACAACAUGACCAUAAUAAAUCUGGUCCUGAAAUUCCUUGGACCCACUCAUGAGAGGAAUCUCACUGUCAUCAUGCUGUUGAUUCAGGUGAUGGGCAGCACGGUGGCUUUCGGGAUCCGUUACCACCUGGUGCGCCUCUUCUAUGACGUCUAGAUUACAAGGAAUUUCUGACGGAGAAACUCUUCUUUUUGGAACUACUUUCAGGCGCGUUGUGUGCGUGCCUUAAAAAAGAUUCUAUUACCUCAGUUUGCUUUGUUUCUCACACUGCAGUAAAGACUUCUGUAAAAUUAUACUUAAGUAGAAUUUCAUGACAUAGCAAGCUCUUUUUAUUUUCUGCCUUAUGUUGUGGGGUCUAUAAAUUUCCAUCAGGAACGGUAAUCAUGUCAUAUUCACAUUUUCACCCUAAAAUUAUAUUUUUGUACUGAGUUUAUAAGAAUUGUAAUGAGUUUCCAUCAACCACAAUUCAUUAAUUGAAGUUGCUUAUAGCGUGGUCUUGGAUGCCACUCCAUGGCCAUCAAUUGAUUCAACAUGCAGGGACCCUGUGUAAAUAGAAGGGAGAUCAAUAUAUCAAUUUAAUAAUGAUUUUUUAACAUUAUAAAGUCCUCCAAUGUUUAUGUUAGCAUCAAGUAAAGGACCAAGUGUGAAAACAGGAUUAAAAAAAUAUUUUAAUACUGAUUGGCAACACUAAAUUGGCUCAAGUGUGUGAAUGUGAGUGUGAAUGUUGUCUGUCUGUGUUGGCCCUGUGAUGAGAUGGCGACUUGUCCAGGGUGUACGCUGCCUACCGCCCGAAUGCAGCUGAGAUAGGCUCCAUCACCCCCUGCGACCCCGAAAAGUACAAGCGGUAGAAAAUGGAUGGAUGGAUUAAAUACUUGAUCACAAAGUACAAAAGCCACAUUCAAACAAUGAUAUCUGGUCCAUUUAACAAAUUUAUCAAGGUAUCAUGUAAAAUGCUACCUUUUUGACAUCAAACAGAUGGUAAUAUGCAACAAGAGAGAGUAUUAUAACGGUCUACUGUGUGGAAAAGAAAACUUUUUUUGAAGUUACUGAAAGAUAAAGGCUGGUGUUAUAAUAUAGAAGUAUAUUUUGUCACCAGAAUAUUUUGUCAAAUAGCACUGGAAUAAUGUGUUUUGGAAUGUGAAUUCAAAUGUGAUGAUGGGGAUUUUAGAUAUGGUUGACACAAAUUGUAAAAUAAAAGCUGAGACAAAGCGAAACACAAUAUUCUCUCUACUCUUUACUCUCUA
This is a messenger RNA of Entelurus aequoreus (snake pipefish), 2605 nucleotides long. RefSeq names its product dolichyl-phosphate (UDP-N-acetylglucosamine) N-acetylglucosaminephosphotransferase 1 (GlcNAc-1-P transferase) (gene dpagt1). The record is from RefSeq and is a predicted model, not a curated record. Gene Ontology annotation, cellular component: membrane. NCBI's taxonomy places the organism in Eukaryota, Metazoa, Chordata, Actinopteri, Syngnathiformes, Syngnathidae. Gene Ontology annotation, biological process: protein N-linked glycosylation; dolichol-linked oligosaccharide biosynthetic process. Gene Ontology annotation, molecular function: UDP-N-acetylglucosamine-dolichyl-phosphate N-acetylglucosaminephosphotransferase activity. The coding region runs from base 297 to 1517 and encodes 406 amino acids. The transcript has 9 exons.